AUAGCUUAUAAUGAAAGUAUUAAUCUGCUUUAUAAAUAAGUUAUGUCGCACAUACAACAAGACAGAUUGUUCCAUAGAGAUGUUUGUCCACUUAGAUAGGAAAUACUUGUCAAAGAAUGUGUACUUUUUGUGGUGGUUGUUUGUAAUUAUUCAAAUUAAAGUUUUUUCGAGUCAUUCCAACUUAUUGGGAAUAUUUUUAUUUUGAUCUGUUUGUGUAGUAAGACUUUCAUUGGCCUUAAAGUUCAAGUGUUGAUAUAAUGUGUGUGGAUUAUUAGUUUCACAACAACAAACGUAUUCUUCAGUUAGUUUAUCUAAUAAAAUAAAAUAAAAAUUAGCAACGAUUAAAAAUGUUUGCUGUUAAAAACAACUACAUCGUCCUAUGCAAUGAGAACGAUCAAGUGCUUAUAUCGAAGAUGAGUGACGAAAAAGAACGGCUGCUAGACACCGACGGAGAUAUUGGAUACAAAAAUAAAGGUUCAACUAAUGAUAAUGAACAAGAUUUAUCGUCUGCCGUAAAAUUAAUCAAAGAACAAUCAGAGGUACUGCAGCAACUACGAAGUAAACUAAAAGAGGAGCAGCAGAAAAACAAAGCUUUCGAAAGUAAACUUCAAAAAUUACAAAACGACUUUGAAAAAUUAAACUUCCUUUAUACGGGGCUUGCAGACGCGAAAAAUGAAGAAUUGGAAAAAUUACAAAAUACAUUUGAGGUACAAAAAGAACUUCAAGCAUCCGUUGUGGAUGAGCUGCGUUUUCAAAUGCAAAGCAUUCGUAAUAAAUUCGACACUAGCCGAAAUCACUUAGUUGAGAAUGGUGCGACAUCUCCGUCUAAACUACCUCCAUCCAAUCCGAAGUUGGUGGCUUUAAGCGAAGACUCGCCUAAAAGAGUACUUCGUAAAAAUUCCGAUGAUAGCACUGGUACGACUGGCUCUAGUCCGUGUUUAUUAUCGCGACUAAAUACGAUUCAUCGAGGAGAGAUCGUGUGGAGAAUCAAUGGAUUCACUAAAAAGCUAAAAAAAAUUCAGUCCGGUAGUUACGAUGACCCGAGCCGAUCUGAACCAUUCACAACCGGUCCUUUCGGUUACCGGCUUUCUCUUUGGGCUUACUUGAACGGACGAGGAAAGGGCGAUAAGAAAUGUUUAUCACUUUAUGUUCGAGUUAUGGCGGGCGAAUUCGAUCCUGUUCUUAAUUGGCCGAUCAAACCGUGUUAUACAUUUUACUUAAUUAGUCAAGAUAGUGAUAGUAACAAACGAUUAGACUUGGUGCGAGUGCGUGAUCUAUCGAUAAAACAUAACGGUAUAUCGCGUCCACAUAAAGAUGACAAAUCGAUUAUAGUAGGUUUUGAUGAUUUUAUCGUGCACGAGGAUAUCGAGAAAAAGAACUUUUUGCUUGAUGAUUCGUUAUUUAUCAAAUGUGUGGUAGAAGUACCACAGUCGUUUUAACACGAACAUUUUUUCAUACGUGGUUGUGUGGAAUUAAAACCAAACGAACGCUAGUCGUUUGACUCGUACAAAACUUUGUCGUCUUCUUGAAUUAACCUCCGAAAUUUUACUUAAACAUUUAAGGUCUUUCUGCAUACGAUUUCUCGCUUUUUUGCCUUUCAAUCCUCGCAAAUACUUUUUUGAUCAGCCAAUCCAACUUUGGUUGGGUGUUAGCUAGAAAUAUCAGGAUUGUGUGACGUUUAUUGUACAAUGACAAAAGAAUUAAACUAAAAGAAUAACUUUAGGGGUGUUUUUGAUUGUUUUUAUAAUUGUGGAAUUAUACAACUUUAAAUGCAGACUCCUUUUUAAUUCAAAUUUUUCAAAUUUAUUAUUUUAGAGGUCUGCGACUGAAGUUGUAUAUUGGCGUAUUUAAUUUAUUUAUUGCACUAAUUGAUAGUGCUCUUUUUACGAUAAUAAUUUUUUAACCUUUUUCUUGUAAUUUUUGUAAUAUAUUCAGUCGAUAUUUCUUUUCAUGAUUCAUUUAUCAAUGAAGACUGUAAUGAACAAAAUCAGAAAAUCAUAAAAAGUCUUAUUCCCCUUUAAAAGUAGCAUUAUUUCAAGUUGCCACAUC
Molecule: messenger RNA, 2049 nt
Organism: Hydractinia symbiolongicarpus
Lineage: Eukaryota; Metazoa; Cnidaria; Hydrozoa; Anthoathecata; Hydractiniidae
Product: TNF receptor-associated factor 5-like
Exons: 3
Coding region: 348-1439 (363 amino acids)
Molecular function (GO): protein binding
Source: RefSeq, a predicted model, not a curated record